Molecule: messenger RNA, 585 nt
Organism: Macrobrachium nipponense
Lineage: Eukaryota; Metazoa; Arthropoda; Malacostraca; Decapoda; Palaemonidae
Exons: 3
Coding region: 1-585 (194 amino acids)
Source: RefSeq, a predicted model, not a curated record
AUGGUGAUGCUGCGAGCCUCCACAGUAGCAAUACAUUUCCUCAUGAAGAAUGUAAUUCGAGGUGAAAUUCGGAUGAAGGAUUCUGCGGAUUUCGAAAAGUCUUCUUCUUCUUCUUCCUCCUCUUCCAGAUCCUCGAACUUUUCUGUGUCUCCAGAAAUUCCUUCUCAUUCUCAGUCGUCUUCUUCUUCCUCCUCUUCCAGAUCCUCGAAUUCUUGUGUCUCCAGAAAUUCCUUCUCCUUCUCAGUCUUCUUUUUAUUCUUCCUCUUCUUCUUCUUCCUUCAGGAUCUGCCAGUGUUUGCUUGGCUCCUAAGUAUUGGAAAAUUGUCAUUUAUGGCUAUUAUAACCACCGAGUUUUUGAAGUCUUUUGGAUCACCUGCCUGCUCUGAACUUGAUGGCGGCAGUGUGAGUUUAACUCAUCAUAUGGAUUCCAAUCUGAGGACUUUCAAUGCCUGCUCUGAAUGUGAUGGCAGCAGCGAGAGUUCAUCUUGUGAAUUGGAUCCUAAUCUGAUGACUGUCAAUGCCACCUGCUCUGACCUUGACGGCGACAGUGAGAGUUCAUCUUGUGAUCUGGAUUCCAAUCUCUGA